This is a messenger RNA of Lasiosphaeria miniovina, 3278 nucleotides long. RefSeq lists its product as uncharacterized. NCBI's taxonomy places the organism in Eukaryota, Fungi, Ascomycota, Sordariomycetes, Sordariales, Lasiosphaeriaceae. The record is from RefSeq and is a predicted model, not a curated record. The transcript is spliced from 2 exons. Bases 173 to 3007 code for a protein of 944 amino acids.
AAUGCUCGGCGCAACAAGAUAUUUUGGCGGUGAUUCCCGCCGAGUAAUUGCUUCAGUCUAGUUAACUGAGGCAGUUGCAAAUAUCUUCCAAGCUCCAGCAGAACCACAAGUUGUCCCCGAUCAAACCACAAACCUCUGCAUUGUCGUCAAAGCUGUUACCGUGUUGCCCACCAUGAGCGUCUCGUCGGUCAGAAUUUACAUCAACAUGGCCCUCGAGUAUCUCGACUCGCCGUACCGCGUCGACGAUGUCGAGCCAAACCUGGUCCAGGCCGAGCAACGCCUCGCGAAUCUCUCGCCAGAAGACGCGGCUCCUCUUGUCGCGCAGAUUGCCGACAUACGCGCUAAGUUGGACAACUUGGUCAAGCCUGCGGAUGCGCGUCAGAUCAGUGCCGCCCAGGGCAAGAUCCGCCAGGCCCGCGACUACAUCGACACCAAUCGAGGCCGCCUCUCCCAGUCGGACAAGGACUUCGUCGAGGAACUCUUCCGAGGUGCCGUCCAGUUCCUUGACCAGAUCACUGACGCCAACAAGGCGGAUAGGCUGAAGGCUCCCGUUCUCGACGAGAUUGCCCAGAUCCGCGCGCAAUAUGGCACCGAUAGUUCGGCUCCUCCCCCUCCCCCGAAACCUGCCACUCCUCCUCCGCCGUCCCAGAACUACUACAACGCCAAGCGAGCCGUGUUCUGGGCGAACGAAUACUUUACCUCGCCCGGCCGCAUUGGCCAAGUCGAGCCAGAACUAGCAAAGGCCGAGACCCUGCUCGAGGGUGACGGUUCGGCAGAGGCUGCGGGACUCGCGGCCGAGAUUGCAAGCAUGCGAGAGAAGCUUGCAGACAUGGUUUCGCCUGAAGACGAGAGAAACGUUAGCGCAGCUCAGGGCAAGCUCCGUCAGAUUCGAAACCAUGCCGACAGAAACGGCGGGCGGGUUUCCGAUUCCGACAAGGAAUUCUUUGAACAGCUGUGCCGCGGGGCCGUCGAGUAUCUGGACAAGAUCACCCAUCCACGCAAGGCCGACGAGCUCAAGGCCCCCGUUCUCGCCGAGAUCUCCCGGAUCCGUGCCCAGUACGGCGUCACCGGCCCCGCGCCUUCUGCUCCCGCUCCCGCUCCGCCUUCGAAGCCCCAGAACUAUCCCCCGCCGUCUCAGAAUUUCUACAAUGCCAAGCGCAAGGUAUUCUGGGCCAACGACUACUUCACUACGCCUGGUCGCAUCGGGCAGACGGAGCCCGAGCUGGCCCAGGCCGAAGAGCUCCUAAAGAAUGAUGCGUCUCGCGAGGCGGACGAUCUCCGCGCCGAGAUUGCCGGCCUCCGCCAGAAGGUGGCCGACAUGCUCAGGCCGUCAGGGCAGGGCCAAGCCCGUUCUGUCCCGGGUCAGGCCCAGUCUGUCGACAUGAACACCCUAUCCUUUGACGACCAAGACCGCCUGAACCGCGCCAAGCGGGCCAUCGGACAGGCCCGCAACAACAUCGAGUCCAACCGCACCGAAGGCGUCGAGAACCUGUUCUUUGACGCCACGAGCCUGAUGGCUCCCGUCGGCGACGCACACAAAACAAACCUCGUCGCCGAGAUUGAACAACUCCGGAGGGACCUGGAAGCCACGCGGCUGGCCGAGAGCACCCGCCGGCUGACCGGCGAGCUGGACCGCGGACUCGGGCGCGUCGAAAUGGACACGGACGCGCCCGACCGCCUGCCGUACAGCGUGCAAUUGUUCAAGCAGCGGCUGGAACAGGACGACGUGCGGCAGACCCUCACCCCCGAGGCGUACCGCGGCUACGAGACGAGGCUGGCCGAGCUGCUGGCCGCCGGCGCCGCGCGCGUCAAGGCCGAGACGCUAGACCGCGCGAACCCGGCGCUGCAGCGGCUGCACGACAGGCUCGCCGCGAACCCGUUCACCGACCUCACGCAGUAUGACGCGAGCAAGCUCGACGGCGAGCUGCGCAGCAUGCGCUGGCAGGUUGAGCGCGAGAUCACCAAGCUGCCCGACGACGACGCGGAUCGGCUGCGGAUUCAUGACGAGCUCAAGCGCACCGACGCCCAGGUCGAGGCUUACUCCAACGACUGGGCUCUGGCUGGCGUGCACAAAGCAGUCCGGCACGGCUGGCAGAUGAUCCUCGACGAGAUCGCCGGAUGGGAGGACGAGGCUCUCGACGCCGACGCCGCGCCGCUCGACGACCCGCGCAUGCCGCAGACGCGCCUCGCCAUCCAGCGCGUGCACUACUACCUGCACCGCGACAGCUCGGCACAGGGCACGCGCGACGAGAACCCCGGCGAUGCCGUCGUCGCGGCCGUCGACGCCGAGGCGGGACAGCUCCUCGCGGCCGCCGGAAGCAAGCUCGCGGCGGCGUUCGACGCACUCGUGGCGGCCGCCGAGCAGCUGCCGCCGCCCGUCGAGGACCGCUGGCUGCGUGACAAGCCGGGGUCGCUGCUCAGCAGCGCGCGCGGCGCGCUCGAGGGGACCGCGUCCAGCGACGCCGUGCUGGCGCGCAUCCAGGCGCUCGACACGCGCUGGCAGGGCGCGCUGGCGGACGUGCAAAAGGCGCGCGAGGAGCUCGGCGCGAAACUCGCGCGCGACGCGCUGCAGCAGUGGCCGGCCACCGUGGCGGCGAUCCCGGACGUCAUUAGCGCUGCGAACGGCUUCGACCCGUCGGCCGCGCGCCCGGGGGACGCGGUUCUGCUCGCCGGCGUGUACAACCGCGCUGGCUGGGACUUUGACGGCGGGCAGUACGGGUUCGCGAUGCGGUUCGCCGGCGUGCCGCUGGGCGGCGUCUACGAGGGGUAUGUGGACAAGGCGCUCGACCAUGCGGCGUACGAGCUGAAGCUGGCCAUUGAUGACCACAAGCCGUGGGAUGUGGUGGGCGUCGUGCUGGGCCCGGGAUCUAUCCGUGAGCGCACGAAGCGUGUUAUCCGCCGCGGUGGGGUGGAGGAGACGGUUGAGGAGUGGUUGCCUAUUGAUUGCUUGCGCCUGCGCGUUGUGGCGCUGCGCGCGGGUCCUGUUGUUGUUGGUCCGCAGAGUUGAAGAGGUAGAGUUUGUGGUUGCUCGGAUGUGUGUUGGUUUCGGGCUGGAUGUCGGAGCAGACCCUUUCGGUCUUCGACCUGCUUGUCUUCUGUCGAAGUUCGAACUUCUCUUCUCAGGGGUUGCGAAUAGUGUCAGUGUUCCAUAUUAUUCAGUAUUGUUGUACGAGCCAUCUUGACUAGUCCGAUCGCAUGUAACUUGCUGUGAACCCGAUUGUGUUACCGGUGAUCGCCACCUGCAAGUUGACUGUGGGACAGAUAGGUUGUAGGUUUGG